Vanessa tameamea is the source of this 1899-nucleotide messenger RNA. RefSeq names its product sodium-independent sulfate anion transporter-like. Lineage: Eukaryota; Metazoa; Arthropoda; Insecta; Lepidoptera; Nymphalidae. The record is from RefSeq and is a predicted model, not a curated record. The transcript has a single exon. Gene Ontology annotation, molecular function: sulfate transmembrane transporter activity. Gene Ontology annotation, cellular component: plasma membrane. Gene Ontology annotation, biological process: transmembrane transport. Bases 11 to 1786 code for a protein of 591 amino acids.
UUUUAUUAAAAUGACUGUCGUAAGAAAUACGGAAAAACGUGACGGUGUAGUUCGACAAAGAGUAAAAAAAUGUUUCAAAAACGUUUGUAGUGCAAAAUCUGUGAAAGCACGCGUACCUAUCAUACAAUGGCUACCAAAGUACAAUAUAACUUUACUGAUUCAAGAUAUAAUAGCUGGAAUUACUGUUGGACUAACCGCUAUACCUCAAGGUAUCGCUUAUGCUGUAGUAGCUGGACUACCCCCGGAAUAUGGUCUAUACGCAGGAUUAAUGGGAGGAUUCGUAUAUCUAUUUUUCGGAAGUUGCAAGGACAUUACAGUUGGACCAACAGCAAUCAUGGCAGCAAUGACAGCAAAAUAUGUUUCUGGCUAUUCAGCUGAUUAUGCUGUGCUUGCGGCUUUUCUAUCUGGAUGGGUUAUACUAGCAAUGGGGGUAAUGAAUCUUGGAUUUUUAGUUGAAUUUAUAUCAAUGCCUGUCAUCAGUGGAUUUACAACAGCGGCAGCUCUUCAAAUAGCAUCAGCUCAAUUGAUUUCUUUAUUUGGUUUAAAUGGCCCGUCUGGAAAUUAUUUUGCAGAAUCAGUAUUGAAUUUCUUAAAAAAUAUUUAUUCAUUUAAUAUACGGGAUUCUGUUCUGGGAAUAGUUACUAUAAUUAUUUUAUUAGGAUUAAAACGACUUGGAGAUGGCUGCUGUCGUAAUGAUAAAUUAAGUAAACAAAUUCGGUGGUUUGUGUCUCUUGGUCGUAACGCAGUUGUUGUAAUUAUCGGUAUAAUCGUUGCAUAUAUUAUAAAAACGGUUACUGGUAAUGAAUCUUUGAAAUUAAUUGGAGAAAUUGGAAGUGGUUUACCUAAAAUUCAACUGCCACCGUUCAGAACUGUCGUUGGAAAUGAAACCCACAAUUUUAGUGAUAUGGUCCAAAAUUUAGGACCACAAUCUAUAAUUUUACCUUUAGUCGCUAUUUUAGAAUUGGUAGCAAUUGCUAAAGCGUUUGCUGGAGGAGCUCCAAUAAAUGCAACGCAAGAGAUGAUUGCUCUCGGAUUAUGUAACAUAAUAGGAUCAUUUGCAUUGAGCAUGCCAACUACAGGCUCUUUCACUCGAACUGCCUUGAACAAUGCUUCUGGAGUGCAAACACCGGCAGGAGGAAUUUUCACAGCCCUUCUUAUAAUUUCGGCUCUAAGUCUACUAACUUCAACAUUCUACUAUAUACCAAAGGCUUCAUUAGCCGGUUUGAUAAUAACAGCAAUGUUUUCUAUGAUUGAUUACAAAAUAUUAGGAAGACUUUGGAAAACCAGUAAAAAAGAACUCAUAUUAUUAAUUACUACAAUAUGUAUAUGUUUAUCUCUUGGUCUAGAAUACGGUAUUGUAGCGGGUGUUGUUAUUGAUGCUCUCCUGUUACUUUUUUCAAGUGCUAGACCGCCUAUAAUAGUAAGCACUCUCAGUGCAACUAAGGGAAACGUGAUCGUAAUCACACUGCCAGAAUGUUUGAAUUAUUGUGCUGCAGAUCAUCUAAGAAGAGAGAUAUUAAAAGCAUCCGUAGACGCUGAAUCCGAUUCACUUAUUAUAGUGGAUGGAAUGAAUUUACAACACAUGGAUACAUCAGUGGCAUCAAAUCUCAUGUCAGUAAUAAAAGACGUAGAAAUAAAGUGUGUGCAAAUAUUGUUUUUAAAUUUUGAUGUUUCUUUAAAGGAGAUGUGCACAAUCAUUAACUCGAAUCACAGCAAUAAAUUUCUUUCAGCUGACAAAAGCAAUAUAGAAGAUAUCAUAGCGGUAUCUGUACAGAAUACUGUUUAAUUUAUAUUGUGUGGACAAGGUGAAUUUUAUUAUAAUAUGAGCGUUUCAUAAAAACUUUCUUUUUAAGUAAGAUUGUAAUACUCAUUUCAGCAAAAUCAAUUGCACUACUGGUU